This is a messenger RNA of Helianthus annuus (common sunflower), 3019 nucleotides long. Its product is annotated as homeobox protein knotted-1-like 3. The coding region runs from base 1275 to 1862 and encodes 195 amino acids. The transcript is spliced from 9 exons. Gene Ontology annotation, cellular component: nucleus. NCBI's taxonomy places the organism in Eukaryota, Viridiplantae, Streptophyta, Magnoliopsida, Asterales, Asteraceae. Gene Ontology annotation, biological process: regulation of DNA-templated transcription. The record is from RefSeq and is a predicted model, not a curated record. Gene Ontology annotation, molecular function: DNA binding.
UACCAUACCAUUCCAAAACUAUUUCCCUCCCUCAAGGUUAUUCAGAAUUUCACUUUCCCUCUUCCCCAAAUCCAUUAACUCUAAACUCAAAACACCCACAACAAUGGCUUCUCUAACACCGUCGAAGCCAAAGCAUAGCAGCAAAUCUAACCUGCAGGAGAAUGUAAACCCUAAUACGAGCCCUAAUUUAAAAGCUUCGAGCUCUUCAGUGGUUAAAUUUGCGAUUAAAAGAUAGAGAUCUGAUAAGAUCUGUUCGCCUUCUCUGAAGAACAGGAUCAGGAAGCUAAAAUUGGUGGUUGCGAAGAAGAACUUGAAGCGAGAGAGAGAGAGAAAUAAAACCCUAGGUUCAGUCAAUUGGAAGUGUAAGGUCGGUGUUAAUUCGAGCAGGUGUUUAUGUGUUGCUUAUGAGACGCUUAGGGCUCUUCAGGAGGGGUUUUUUAAGAGUAAAAUUCAAGCUGCUAUUGUACAAGAGGAAGAUAAGGAGAUUGAGAGUGAAACCCUAAAUUCCGGGUGUCGAGUGAGGGGAAAUCCGAAGAAGAUGAAGCGGUUGAGACGUCUAAUGAGAAGAGAAGACGGGAGAAGUUACAUUACCAAAGGUGAAUGAUGAUGUUGAGAAGGAGAAAGAGGAAGAGCUGGUUGAAUAUUGGAAGAAACGAGAUUUGAAAUGGGAGUUUUCUUCCUCGUCGUUCUGUUCGUGCGUUUCUUCUCCACUACAUAGCAACCGUGGGAGGUUUGUUUCUGGUUAAUUAAAAUGAAAAUUAUUGCUUCAUUUUGAUUCCGAGUGGCUUGUUAUGCCUUAUACUUCUGCAAGCAGCAUUUGACUGCUGACUGAUUGUGGAAUUACUAACGAGAGCUGUUUAGAGGAGAUCAAGUUAUAUAUGGGCCAUGAGCAGUGAUUCAAUUAUGGCCUCAGCAGCCGCGAUGUCAUCUCAUGGUUCGCCGGAUUUGAAUAAUCAGUCCAGAAACAUUGCUGCAAGCCAGGUGGAUAAUAAUGGUGGAAGUGAGGUAGGUGGUGGGGAUGGUGGGGUGAAGUUGCGGCGAUAAACUGGCAAAAUGCUCGGUAUAAAGCAGAGUUACUAUCACACCCGCUCUACGAGCAGCUGUUGGUCAGCUCAUGUGUCUUGUUUGCGAAUUGCAACUCCUGUGGAUCAGUUGCCGAGGAUUGAUGCCCAGCUGGCUCAGUCGCAGCAUGUGGUAUCGAAGUAUUCGGGGCUUGGUGGUCAUGGUAAUGUUGGUGAUGAUAAGGAGCUAGAUCAGUUCAUGACUCAUUAGUUAUGUUGCUAUGCUCUUUUAAAGAACAAUUACAACAACACGUUCGGGUUCAUGCAAUGGAAGCUGUUAUGGCGUGUUGGGAGAUUGAGCAGUCGUUACAAAGUUUAACGGGAGUGUCACCCAGAGAAGGAACAGGUGCAACAAUGUCUGAUGAUGAUGAAGAUCAAGUAGACAGUGAUAUCAAUUUGUUUGAUGGGAGUCUUGAUGGACAUGAUAGCAUGCGGUUCGGGCCUCUUGUCCCGACUGAGAGUGAGAGAUCAUUGAUGGAGCGUGUGAGGCAAGAGCUAAAGCACGAGUUGAAACAGGGUUACAAGGAGAAGCUUGUGGACAUUAGGGAGGAGAUAUUACGUAAAAGACGGGCAGGGAAACUGCCCGGUAACACCACUUCGGUUUUAAAAUCAUGGUGGCAAUCUCAUGCCAAAUUGCCGUACCCUACGGAAGAAGAUAAGGCAAGAUUGGUACAAGAAACCGGCCUGCAGUUAAAGCAGAUAAACAAUUGGUUUAAUAAUCAGAGAAAACGAAACUGGCACAACAAUACUUCUUCAACCGUCUCGAAGAGCAAGCGUAAAAGGUAUUACAUGUUCAGAUGAUAAAAUAUCGAAUACGAAAUCAUGCCUGUUAGUAUAUUUAUAACAUGUUUCUAUCACAAACCCUAAUCAGAUAAAGAAGCAAUGCAGGUGAAAAAAGUAGUGAUCAUAACAUGUAAAUCAAGAAACUACCAUCUGAACAGAUCGAGAUGAUCUUGCAUGCAUGCAUGCAAUUGCAAGAUUCUGGAAUGGGCUGCCAUCAUGAGGAGGAAAGGAUGGAUCAAAAUGAUGUUGCAGUGGACGACACUAAGACCAUACGGUGGGGGCUUGAAAAUGGGGCGUUAUGCGACACGUGGAUGACACGUAAGCACGUGUCAAAAAUGGGGCGUGGUGCAAAAACACGAGGUGUGGGACAGGGCGUGGAAAAGCGGCGCUAUUUGACACGUGACACACUUUUAUACUUAAAAAUUAUAUAAAAUCUAUUAAAUUUAAAUAAAAAACAUUAAUAUUAAUUGCAUCAAAUCACACGCGGCCAUGUUGUCUCCCACUAUGCCCUCCACGCCGGUGGAAUUCUUGCCGCCCCUUCAACAACGCCGUUUACAACGCCGGGCCCGGUGUGGUGUGUGCGGCGUGGAAAGGCAACAACACCACCCCACCAUGCUCACACCAUGUGGUCUAAGGAUGAGAAGUUGUAGGUAUGUAAGUUUCACAAAAGCUUUGGCCCAGAUGCGUGCUAUGUUCUCAAUGAAGCUUGAUACAAGGUGGCGGAACACUACUACCAACAAACGACUCCAAUCAUUCUACUCUUUUUUGAGAUUCAAGUUUCGGUUAUGAAUUUGGGUCACAACAGGAGAUUGUUGCACACUCAAUCACGUUAUCGGUACAUGAAUCACGGGACUAUGAUUGUUGGCAGACAUUACCUGAACAGCUGAACCGGAAUGUAAGAUCAAACUCGCCUAAUGUUUGAUGGCUGACAUUACUUUUUUGGAUCUUGGAGCAUUCAAUAGUGUGGCAAAACAAUUGUUGCAAAAUGGCUGGAUAUAAUUUGCAGCACUUUCAAGAGAAAUAGUUCUUAGUUUAUGUGUAGAGUUGUUUUACCUUUGCAACUUUUAUAGAUAGUUUUUGAUUAAAAGCUUGUCUUUAGUUGGUAUCUAAAUUGAAAACUUAUGUAUGGAUUUUGGUUAUUAUUGUUAAUAUCAUUUGGUUUUAAGAUUCUCUCA